UAUGAUGACCCACCACAUAACAGCCACAAAUCAACACGUCUCUCUUUGAAUGAAAGAAGAAGAAACUGGAAAUUAUGGAAAAGGAAAGAGAAAGGGUGAAGAAAGUGGAACUCAUACAGAAAGCAAUCGACCAAUUAAUCAAACAUGAACAACUUCAAUCAAAAACAUGUCAUCUUCUUGAUGACAGUUUCGUUGCCGUUGAUAAUGAUGAUGAUGAAGAAGCCGACCACCGCCACCAACUCCUCUCACAACUUGUAACUCAGCUGGAUUCACUAAAAGAAGAAUCUCAAUUGAAUGAAUCAACCAACUUACAAGAAGCACCAGUUGAAAUUCAAUCUGAAGAAGAAGAUAAGGUAGUAAAAGAGUUGAGGAAGAUACAGAAGCAGAAUUUUAUCACACAAUGUCUUUUAUCAGCCAUGAUUCUCCUCACCUUGACAUGGCAACUAUCUGAGGUUUCUAUCAUUUUGAAAAUGAAAGAUGGAUUAAAUCAUCCCUUUAGAUCCAUUACUAGUAUGCUUACGGGCUGGAUGAAACGCCCUCCACCUCUAUUAAAUGGUCCAGACGACCAUCUAAACAACUCUGAAAAACAUCAAGUUGAAGCUAUGUCUCUCCCAAAGCUAAAAGUUCCAGAGCUUCCACAUAUGGAGUUGCCGUCUUUCGACUUCAUCAAUGAAGAAGACUAGCAUUUCCCAUUCACUCACUUCUUACACAAGUAUUUCAAAACACCAACAACUCAUGCUGUAAUAUUGUAAACCCUAUGAAUAAAUAAGGUAUUAUUAGGAUUGGUUUGGUUGAA
Molecule: messenger RNA, 796 nt
Organism: Solanum lycopersicum (tomato)
Lineage: Eukaryota; Viridiplantae; Streptophyta; Magnoliopsida; Solanales; Solanaceae
Source: RefSeq, a predicted model, not a curated record